Messenger RNA from Amoebophrya sp. A25, 376 nucleotides. The record is from the annotation of a GenBank genome assembly. NCBI's taxonomy places the organism in Eukaryota, Dinophyceae, Syndiniales, Amoebophryaceae.
AACGCCUACAGGAUGAGGUGGACCUCUACCGCCGUCAUCGAGCGAAGCUCUUCGCUCCUACACCAGCAGGUGUGCAGCAGGAGAUGUUAUGGCAUGCUGCAAGCGCAAAAUUUCACGUCAUUCAGAGGGUUGUCAACUGCCGAUGCUUGUAAGCUGCAACCCUUCUUCGUACAGCUCUUGCAGUGAAAAACAAAAUCAAAAUAUACUACGUAAGGCUUCUAGCGCAUAUAAUUUAUUAUUAAGUGAAUCACAUCCAAAUUACAAAUUACAAACAUCCUUUCUUCUAAGAAUGAUCGAGAAGCAGAGUCGCGAAAGCGCCUCUACACCCAUGGGUGUCCUGCUAGCUCAACAAGGCUCAGAGACGACAGACGACGAC